GGGCGGGGCCUGCGGGCUCCGGGCUCCCAACCCCGCGCUGCCCGCGGGACUUCACACCGUCUGCGGCUCCGCGCAGCCCGCGCGCUCCAGCCAGAAUACUGGGAUCUUCAAUGGCAGGAGACAGAGUGAUCAGAAGACCGAGAUGAAUUUUAACACUAUUCUAGAAGAGAUUCUUAUUAAAAGAUCACAACAGAAAAAGAAGACAUCACCCUUAAACUAUAAAGAGAGACUUUUUGUGCUAACAAAGUCCAUGUUAACCUACUAUGAAGGUCGACCAGAGAAAAAAUACAGAAAGGGAUUUAUUGAUGUUGCAAAAAUCAAGUGUGUGGAAAUAGUGAAGAAUGAUGAGGGUGUUGUCCCCUGCCAAAAUAAAUAUCCAUUUCAGGUUGUUCAUGAUGCUAACACACUUUACAUUUUUGCACCUAGUGCGCAAAGCAGGGACCGGUGGGUGAAGAAGUUAAAAGAAGAAAUAAAGAACAACAAUAAUAUCAUGAUUAAAUAUCAUCCUAAAUUUUGGGCAGAUGGAAGUUAUCAGUGUUGCCGACAAACUGAAAAAUUAGCACCUGGAUGCGAAAAAUAUAACCUUUUUGAGAGUAGUAUAAAAAAAGCACUACCUCCAGCACCAGAAACAAAGAAGCGAAGGCCUCCCCCACCAAUUCCACCUGAAGAAGAAGACAAUAGUGAAGAAAUCGUUGUAGCCAUGUAUGAUUUCCAAGCAACGGAGGCGCAUGAUCUCAGAUUAGAGAGAGGCCAAGAAUAUAUUAUAUUAGAAAAGAAUGAUGUUCAUUGGUGGAAAGCAAGAGAUAAAUACGGGUGUGAAGGAUAUAUCCCAAGUAACUAUGUAACAGGAAAGAAAUCAAACAACUUAGACCAAUAUGAGUGGUACUGCAGAAACACAAACAGAAGCAAAGCAGAGCAGCUCCUCAGAAGUGAGGAUAAAGAAGGUGGUUUUAUGGUAAGGGAUUCCAGUCAACCAGGCAUGUACACGGUCUCCCUUUAUACAAAGUUUGGAGGCGAGGGCUCGUCAGGUUUCAGGCAUUAUCAUAUAAAGGAAACAACAACUUCCCCCAAGAAGUAUUAUCUGGCAGAAAAACAUGCAUUUGGUUCCAUUCCUGAGAUCAUUGAAUAUCACAAGCACAACGCAGCAGGACUUGUCACAAGACUGCGGUACCCAGUCAGUACGAAGGGGAAAAAUGCUCCAACCACUGCAGGCUUCAGCUAUGAAAAAUGGGAGAUCAAUCCCUCAGAACUGACCUUUAUGAGGGAACUGGGGAGCGGACUGUUUGGAGUGGUGAGGCUGGGCAAGUGGAGGGCUCAGUACAAGGUGGCAAUCAAAGCCAUUAGGGAAGGUGCCAUGUGCGAGGAAGACUUUAUAGAAGAAGCUAAAGUGAUGAUGAAGCUGACACACCCGAAGCUAGUACAGCUGUACGGUGUAUGCACCCAGCAGAAACCGAUUUACAUUGUUACCGAGUUCAUGGAGAGGGGCUGUCUUCUGAAUUUCCUCCGACAGAGACAAGGUCAUUUUAGUCGAGAUGUGCUGCUGAGCAUGUGUCAAGAUGUGUGUGAAGGCAUGGACUACCUGGAGAGAAACAGCUUCAUCCACAGAGAUCUGGCUGCCAGAAAUUGCCUAGUUAAUGAGGCCGGAAUUGUAAAAGUAUCAGAUUUUGGAAUGGCCAGUUUGUGUCAACUUCUUUUUCUGAAGCUUAUUGAAGAGCUGUUUUUAAACCACAUCUUUUGUGAUAUUAGCAAAAUAUUUGUAGUAUCCAUCAUUUUCAUAGGAAGGCUAAUUGAUUUUUCUGCUUUUUAGUGUGUUUUUGAUGGAAGGCAGUAAAAUAAAUUAGAUUAUAUUUGGAAAAGUUUCCUUGCUGAACCGAUCUGUUUUACUGUUAUUGUGAGCUUUUUCCCAGGUGACAAAUUGUUGGGAAAUUAUGACUGCUUUAUGCUUUAUUAUGAGGCAUCAGAUGAUAGUCACAUCAGCUUGUAGAAUCAAUAAACAUGGGGGUGUGGGGGGGUGCCUGGGUGGCUCAGUCAUUAAGCAUCUACCUUCAGCUCAGGUCGUGACCUCAGGGUCCUGGAAUCAAGCCCCGCAUGGGGUCUCUGCUCAGCAGGAAGCCUGCUUCUCCCUCUCCCACUCCCACUCUUGUGUUCACUCUCUUGCUGUGUCUCUCUCUGUCAAAUAAAUAAAUAAAAUCUUAAAAAUCUUAGAAAAAAAAAAGAAUCAAUAAGCAUGGGAGUAAUCUUCAGUGAUGAAGUAUAAAGGAAAUCUUGUUAGCGGUUCUGAAAUAAAUAAAUUCAUUAAAAAACAGAGUAUACAUCGUGAUGUUAGUUAUACUGUCCACUAGGUGGGAGUAUAGCCUGUUAAAGAUUCUAUUUUCAUUUCUCCCUGGCCUGGGUUAGAUUUCUGGAGUCUUUUGUUUUCACAGAAAUGCGUUUAGGGGUAAAGUUCUUAGAAUACCCAGUCUGUUGUGGUUUUAUUCUCUUAAUUUUUGUAAUUUCAAUAGAGUGUUAGAUAAGACCUUUAAAAAGUAUUGUUUGUCCUUUCCCUCCUCUGCGUCCAUCACUCAUCCGUAUGUCCAUCCUUAAAAAUAUGAGGUGCUGGGGUGCCUGGGUGGCUCAGUCGGUUAAGCUUCGGCUUUCGGCUCAGGUCAUGAUCUCAGGUCCUGGAAUUGAGCCCUGAGUCGGGCUCUCUGCUCAGCAGGGAGCCUGCUUCCCCUUCUCUCUCUCUGCCUGCCUUUCUGCCUACUUGUGAUCUCUGUCUGUCAAAUAAAUAAAUAAAAUCUUAAAAAAAAAAAAAAAUGAGGUGCCUACUAUGUACCAGGGUGUUAGGUUGAAUGACAGCAGGAAUAAGGCAUAUGAGCCCCCGCCGUACACAGCUCAUUUUCAGGAAGAGAGAGAGAAAGACCUGAGAGCAUCACAAAGAGAAAAACAAAGUGAUGUGACCGAGAGGCAGUCAGUGUACCAAAGCCUCAGGCCCACAACACUUUUUUUGUUCAGCUUGUGAGCCAACAAUGUUUUCCAAUUUUUUUUUUUCUUUAAGAUUUGAUUUUUUUGAGAGAGAGAGAGAGACAGGGCAACCGAGAUAGCAAGAGAAAGCUCAAAGAGGGAGGAGAGGGAGAAGCCGACUCCCCUCUGAGCAGGGAGCCCAAAGUGGAGCUUGAUCCCGUAACCCUAGAAUCAUGACCUGAGCCAAAGGGUGUCGCUUAACUGAUAAAGCCACCCAAGUGCCCCUGGUUUUCCAAUUUUUAAAUGGUUGGCAAAAAGUAAAAGAAUUUUAGGACACAUGAAAAAUAUCUGAAAUUUGGGGUGCCUGGGUGGCUCAGUUGUUAAGCAUAUGCCUUUGGCUCAGGUCAUGACCCUAGAGUCCCACGAGCGGGCGCCACAUCGGGCUCCCUGCUCAGCAGGGAGCCUGCUUCUCCCCCUCCUGAUCUCCCUUCUCGGUGUCUCUUUCUCUCUGUCAAAUAAAUAAAUAAAAUCUUAAAAAAAAAAUCUGAAGUUCAAAUGUCUGUGUCUGUAAAUACUGGGACACAGCCUCACUCAUGAUGUGUUAUCUAUGGCCACUUUCACACAAUGAAGGCAGAUUUGGACAGUGGUGACAGAGUAUAUGGCCUGAAAAGUAGAUCAUCUUGUCCUUAUUGAUCAUCUCGUCCUUUACAGACAAAGUGUGCUCCCCCUGAGCUAGAGGUCAUGUGGGGUUGGGGAGGUGGGUGGACUCUGAGUGAUGGCACAGACAGGGUGAUGCUCGCUACAUCCGGGGCUCUGGAAGACAUCUUGGAGACUGGGAUAUUUGGAUAGAGACCAGAAAGCCCGAAGCAACCAACGAGGUAGAGAUCUGAGGAUAAAAUAUCCCAGGGGGAAGAAACAGUGGGUAUGAAAGCUUGAAAUAUGGGACAAGCCUGGGUCACCUCAGCACCAGGUCACACAGGCUGGGUUUAGCUUAACAUGAGAGCAGGACUGUUGCCUGUCGGAGCAGAACUUACCCCGUGCUCUUCAUGUGCUUUUUGUGAAGACUUUCCUCUGACAGGCUGUCCUCCCGUUUCCCAUGCUGGAUUUUUACACAUCUGGCUUUCAGAAAAUCUGUGCUUCUGCCUCAGCCCCUCUGGAACACUCAGACCCCCUGACGGACAGGCACGUUGAUCCCACUCACAGUGGCUUGUUCCCAUGCAUCGGGGAAGUUGGUGCGAUUAUAUGGCUGCGUUCUCACAGCUUUUAGAAAUUAGCUUUGGGCGCCUGGGUGGCUCAGUGGGUUAAAGCCUCUGCCUUCGGCUCAGGUCAUGAUUCCAGGCUCUUGGGAUCAAGCCCCACAUCGGGCUCUCCGCUCCUUGGGGAGCCUGCUUUCUCCUCUCUCUCUCUGCCUGCCUCUCUGCCUAUUUGUGAUCUCUGUCUGUCAAAUAAAUAAAUAAAAUCUUAAAAAAAAAAAAUUAGCUUUAUGUGUUCAUAUACUACGUAAGCACAUUCCUCUUGUAAAUACGUAUGGAGCACAUUACAGAAAGGGCCUCAGUCUCCAUCUCUACCUCCCGGAUCCAGGGUCCUCCCCAGAGGUAGUCAAAGUUCUCAGGCUGUGUGUGUCCUUCCAGAAGGACGUAAGUAUGUGUGCAUAGCAAAAAUUACAGAGUAUCGUUUUGAGUGUGUGUGUGCGCGUGCGCACGUGAGGGAGGGAUGUCAUGGUAUAUAAAUCCAUACUCCUCCGUUUACCUCUGUCAUUGUACAAUUUGCUUUUUUCACUUGCUGUGGGUUUAACUUGUACCCCGUGUACUCGUGGGGGCCGAGAGCACAUGUGCCUCCAAACACUCUGCACCACUUCCUUUAGAGCAGCUCUGCUUUAGAUGUUUUACGUGUGGGGCCUUUGGGUUACAUUUUGUUUAAAGAACAGAAUUGCUUACCAAAAAAAAAAACAACAACAAAAA
Molecule: messenger RNA, 4904 nt
Organism: Mustela lutreola (European mink)
Lineage: Eukaryota; Metazoa; Chordata; Mammalia; Carnivora; Mustelidae
Gene: TEC
Product: tec protein tyrosine kinase
Exons: 16
Coding region: 143-1807 (554 amino acids)
Biological process (GO): adaptive immune response; integrin-mediated signaling pathway; tissue regeneration
Molecular function (GO): non-membrane spanning protein tyrosine kinase activity; ATP binding; protein binding
Source: RefSeq, a predicted model, not a curated record